Messenger RNA from Gastrolobium bilobum, 2202 nucleotides. RefSeq lists its product as uncharacterized. NCBI's taxonomy places the organism in Eukaryota, Viridiplantae, Streptophyta, Magnoliopsida, Fabales, Fabaceae. The record is from RefSeq and is a predicted model, not a curated record. The transcript has 3 exons. The coding region runs from base 1376 to 2023 and encodes 215 amino acids.
AACCACACGUUUCUAAGUUUCUUUAUCUGAUGACGGAAAUCGUUACAACCUCCGUGAUAACGUCGCCUCUGAUUCCUCCGUCGCCCUAACCCCUCUUUCUCUUUAUAUCUCUUAUGGCCACUCAAGACUACCGUCUCCUCGACUCUCCCUCUCACCAACCCCACGCGCAGCCCCACCUCCACGAUUCCCCGCGCCACCACUUUCCUUCCUCCUGCAGUCCCCCACUCUCCCCCCCCCAGACUCCGACGCCGAUGACUCCUCCAGUCUCACCAAAUCUAGCUCCGCCGUGGACACCCCCAAGUCUAAGCGAUCCUCCGUCACCGGAAGCUACUACUAUUGCAACAAGAAGCUAAAGUCCUCCGCCGUAGCCGGAGACGAUCCCGAUCCGGCGAACGACGCGGCGUUCGGAGGCGGCGAAUACCGGAAGGACCGGGAGGAGUGGAGCGACAUCGCGAUUGUGUGUCUCCUAGACGCUUACACGGGGAAGUUCAACCAGCUGAACCGCGGGAACCUCCGUGGCCGCGACUGAUGAUGAAAAGUUUUUAUGUUGUCCUGUGUCCACUAGAUCCACGCCCGAGGCAAUAGAACAACCCAGUUCAUGGAUCAUCGUUGCAGUUCUCCUCAGAUCUGUUGUGCUAUCCUCGAUUGUUUGCUGUGAUGAUGAUUACUAUGGAUCUUCACCGAUUUUGAUUUCUUUGAUUAAUAAGGUACAGUUGUUCCCAUGGCUGGCCGUAGAAGAUCGUCUAACGCUGAAAAUGAGAGACGACAGAAGCUAUGACAAGACCAUCCGUCUUCGUCAAGGCCACAAGAGGAAGAGCCCGCUCCUGUCGACCUCCAAUUCGGAUACUUUUUCGAGAAUGACCCCGUGGUUCAUGAAUCAUUUGUCCGUGACUUUGUUAACUGACCUAUAUGUGGGGCCAAAUCACUUGAUACAACCUUUUUUGAACAAGAAGGUUUUAACAUUGUGAGGUGGUUGGAGGAAUCAUAUCUUAGGACCUUGGCUGAACUAUCGUGUUCAUAUUCUGAGCUGCAUGUACGGGCCUUCUACCAUAACCUCAGCUACGUACAGGGUGAGACGAGGUCUAGGGUCUGUGGGGUGGAGAUCAUUAUGACGGCUCUGGUAUGGUUGGAGUUACUGGGGUAUGACUUUGAUUCUGCGCAGACUGCGGAAUAUGACGCAGACAACGGGACCAUACUUCCAGGAUAUACAUGAGGUGAUGCCGUGCAGGAGCAGAGAAGAGUCCGUGGGCAACACAUUGCCUAUACGGUGGGGUUGCUUACUGUGGAGUCCCGUAUACUACACUAUGUCAUCACCCACAUUCUGUUUCCGUGAGCGUUCAAUCAUUCCAGGGUGUUGGAGCAUGACAUUCCCAUCAUGUGGGCUAUCCGACAUGGUACUUCGGUGAACUGGAGGCACUACAUCUGUUGGAUGAUGUAUAAGGCCAAACACAAGGGUGCACUUCCAUUUGCUUGUCUUGUUCAGAGGAUAUUGGAGCAUUUUGAUGUUCCCAUGGGUAAUGUGACCUUGAAGAAGACCACAGGGUAUAAUCAUAAGUUUGAAAAACGUCUACUGGAGCAGUGCAAGAUGACAAAGAACCCCCAAACAGGAGUGUGGCAGUUCACAGGUGCGGCUGAUGUUGAGGUUCCUGAUGUUGCUCCACUUGUAAACAUGGUUGAGCCCGAGGUGGAGGAUGAUGAUGACGAUGAUGAUGAGGGUGACCAGCAGGAGAUAGCUGAGCCUGAGGGUGAGUUUUCAUUGCGUGAUGUCAUGAAGGGCAUAAACGCCACGCUGAAGAAAAUAGGAAAAAUGGCGCUGAAACACAAAAAAUGGAGGAAGAGUCACAUGCAGAAAGGGAAUGAAAGAUUUAGACAUAUACAAGGACGGUUCAAGGGUGUUGAAGAUAGGUUUGCUCGUCUAGAGCUUGGACGAGGAAAACAGCAGGUUGAGGAUGUUGCAGGACAGGGGAUUGAUGUGUCAGACGAGGAUGACGAGGAGACGGCGUCCGAGGAGGAGGAGGAUUAGAUUUAGGGUUUAUGUUUUUUACUUUACGUUUGUAGUGUGUGUUGUUAUGUAAUUGACUUCGGUCUUCAUAUUUGACAUUUGUAGUUUAUGUGAUAUUAUGUUUAUGAGUUGAACUAUUUAAUGUUCACAUCAUGUUGUGAACCGUUUACGUAAUUAUGUCAUUUUUCUUGUUUACCAAA